UGUAGGAAAGAGGUGUGGCAGAAAUGGUGAACCCGAUUGGUGGUGUUACCCCGAAGAGCCCGGGUAGCACCAGGCGGGGUUUGGAGUAUACACCUAAGAUGAAUCCCAUGACUGAACAGCGUAACAUACAAUCUGGACAGUACAACUUACAAUCUCGCCAGCAAAUAAUUGAAGUAGGUCAAUUCAAUCCCAAAACAGGACAACGUAACAUCGAAGUAGAGCAGCACAACAUUCAAGUAGCACAGCACAACAUUCAAGUAGCACAGCACAACAUUCAAGCAGGGCAGCACAACAUUCAAGCAAUGCAGCACAAUCAACAGGCAUCAUAUGCACAAUCAAGUAAUGCAGGGGCACCAUCAAGAGCAAUGUCAUUGUUGUCAAGGGUUAGUCACUCUGUCCAUAUUAGCAGGGCUAUAUAUCACCCACAGUCUCCAAUAGCCAAAGCCAUGUCACUUACCAGCUACAACUUUCUAAUUACUGGUAGAAUAGAUUUACAAAUGAGCACCAGUGUUUUUAAGUUGAUCAGUCUUGUUGUUCUUGCAGGAAUGAGCAUUUUGUUUUAUGUUUGGAAUUAG
Owenia fusiformis is the source of this 575-nucleotide messenger RNA. The record is from the annotation of a GenBank genome assembly. Lineage: Eukaryota; Metazoa; Annelida; Polychaeta; Sabellida; Oweniidae.